Messenger RNA from Myotis brandtii (Brandt's bat), 3874 nucleotides. Its product is annotated as disintegrin and metalloproteinase domain-containing protein 1a-like. Gene Ontology annotation, cellular component: plasma membrane; sperm head plasma membrane; external side of plasma membrane. The transcript is spliced from 2 exons. Bases 1418 to 3874 code for a protein of 818 amino acids. Gene Ontology annotation, biological process: male gonad development; proteolysis; binding of sperm to zona pellucida. Gene Ontology annotation, molecular function: metalloendopeptidase activity. The record is from RefSeq and is a predicted model, not a curated record. Lineage: Eukaryota; Metazoa; Chordata; Mammalia; Chiroptera; Vespertilionidae.
AAUCAAUAAUAUAUAUAUUUUUAAGAAACUUAUAAAAAAAAAGAAAGGACAAUUGGAAAAGUGAAGUCCAUGAGAAAUUGAAAGGGAAGUAGACCCCACACACAAGUAGGAGGAUUGGCCUUAGAUUGGAGUACGGUCAAUUUAUCCCCCAGAGUCAGAGGAAAAUUUAGAUACAAGCGACUCAAGUGGUGUCUCCAUGUGAAAGUACUCUUUAUUGGUUUUAUUUUUCCUCAAUAAAAUAUGAGGCACGGAGACAUUAGGAAAGUGAACUGGCCAGCAAAAUGUAGGAAGAGGGAAGUACAUUUUGAGAUCAUGAAUGUGCCAUUUGUCCACAUAGUUGUGGGUUUUUCUAGAGACACUUUGAUUCUUUCAAGGCAGGCAUGAAGAGAGCACAAACAAAUAACUACAACAGAUGAUACAUGACAGCACCCUUACCUGGGAAUCAUUUAUUCAUUCAAUAAGUAAUUCUAGUUCAUCUACUUUUUAACCUGGGCAUCUAAGGAUUAAACAGAAGAGGGCACUGGACACAUGUAGGUCACUUUCUAAAAAAGGGGAUACCUAGUCUUCAACUGGCAUAAUUUUAUGGUAUCGAUAUGUCUCGGUCAUCCAGAGAAGGGCCUGGAGUUACCAGUCAACAUACCUAUGAAAAUCACACAUAAGUGAAGGCUGCUCUGUUGGCAUCUCCUUUUUGGCAAUGUUAUAAACAGAACUUGAGAGACUAAAUUUUGAUGAGUUUAAAAAAUCGGAGUAUUGUCCCUUGCCUCAUGGUCUUCAGCCCAUUUGGGUCUACCCUGGGGUACAGGACAGCCACCCCCUUGCCUAUCUAACCGACUGGCCUGAGGCAUGUGCAUAUUACUAUAAAGCCUCAUUGAAGAAUCAAGAACAUCAUGAGUUUGAUACCCAUGUGUUACAGAGCAAGAGUUUUAGAUGAGGCGAAAUGGGCAAUGGAGUAUGCCCACCAAUGAUCUUCAAGCCCCCUGGUCUAGAACAUUAGGAGUUGGCCGAGCAACCGACACAGGAGGGGUGUGGGGGGGGGGUGUGUGUUCCGUGUGGCACAGUUGAGGAAGGCACGAAGGUUUUAUUUCCUUCUUAAGGUAAAAUCUUGCAUUUUAGAGUUUGUAGUCCUUCUUUGUGAUUACAUCAACACAAUAUCAAAGGACUAUAGCCAAGGAUCACUGAAGCUAAUAUUGUGGAAGGAAGCUGCAAUAUGGACACUAUCUGAAGGACAACAGAGAGGUCAGAGAGAUUAGAAAAGACACAGCCAGAGGUAGGCAGUUGCUAUCAGAAGGAGUAGUACCCAGCCUUUAUGCAGCCAGCAUAUACCUGGAACUAAUCCCAGUGGCUAAGGGUCUGCACCUCAAGGAGCGCUGCUGCUCAAGGACAGAGGCCCUGCAUCAGCCACUGAUUCACUGGGGCCAUGUCAGUGGCUGCCUUUGUGAGAGAGACUGCCUCCUCCUUGCCUUCUCUACAGAAGAACCAAGUGGUUAUGUAUGAGACUGGCAGAGUGCUUCAGACUUGGGCUCCCCAGAUGAAGGGCCUGGUGCUGGUACUGAUGCCAGAAUCUUCACGUGUCAGGUUGGGGAUUGUGCUGGUGUUGGUACUGACUUUCCUGCCAAGCUUCUGUAGUGACCUGGGAUCAGCAUAUUACUCAUCCUAUGAGAUAGUCAUCCCCAAGGCUCUGACAGUUGAGGGAAGGCAAGACCCAGGGGAAGAGGCAUCUUAUGUGAUAUCUAUGCAGGGCCAGAAAGAGCUGAUUCACCUGAAAGUGAAGACAGACUAUUUUCAAGAACUUUUUCCAGUCUUCAGCUACCACAAUGGCAUCCUGGGACAAGAAAUGCCUUUCAUCUCACAUGACUGUCACUAUGAAGGCUACAUAGAAGGACUCCCGGGUUCUUUUGUUUCUGUCAACACCUGUUCAGGCCUCAGGGGCAUCCUGAUUAAGGAGGGGAAAUCCUAUGGCAUUGAGCCCAUGGACUCUUCAAAACGGUUUGAACAUGUGUUGUACACCAUGGCCCAUCAAGCUCCAGUCUCCUGCAGUGUCACUUCCAAAGACAGCACAGUGGUGUCCACCAGCCGACAACAAGGGAGCAGGAAGCCUGGCGGUCUACAGGAGCUGUCCUACUUGUGGUCACUCACCAAGUAUGUGGAGAUGUUUGUUGUGGUCAACAACCAGCGGUUCCAAAUGUGGGGCAGUAACGUCAAUGAGACGGUCCAGAGAGUGAUGCACAUCAUUGCCCUGGCCAACAGCUUCACUAGGGGAAUAAACACAGAGGUGGUGCUGGCUGGAAUGGAGAUUUGGACCGAGGGGGACCUCAUAGAGGUCCCAGUGGACCUGCAAGUUACACUCGGGAAUUUCAACAGCUGGAGACAAGAGAAGCUCCUCCAUCGUGUGAAGCAUGAUGUUGCCCACAUGAUUGUCGGACAGCAUCCUGCACAGGGUAUGGGACAGGCAUUUCUCAAUGGUGCCUGUUCAAGUGGUUUUGCAGCAGCUGUUGAAUCCUUCCAUCAUGAAGAUGUCCUGCUGUUUGCAGCGCUCAUGGUCCAUGAGCUUGGGCACAACUUGGGUAUUCGGCACGACCACUCAGCCUGCAUUUGUAGAGACAAACCCCUCUGCCUCAUGCAGGACAAUAUCACUAAAGAAAGUGGCUUCAGCAACUGUAGCUCUGACGACUUCUACCAGUUCCUCCAGGAACACAGAGGGGCCUGCCUAUUUAACAACCCUCAGCGGCACAAAGGCCGCUUGCGCAGAGAUGCCAAUUGUGGAAAUGGUGUGGUGGAUGACGGUGAGCAGUGUGACUGUGGUAGUAACUGUGCCACAAACAAGUGCUGUGACAGUACAUGUAUGCUGAAGGCUGAUGCAAAGUGUAGUCCAGGACCUUGUUGUAAAGAUACGUGCCAAUUUCAAGAAAAGGGCUUCAGUUGUCGUCCUGCUUCGGGAGAGUGUGACCUCCCAGAGUAUUGUGAUGGUACCUCUGCAAAAUGUCCCGAAAACCUCUACAUGCAAGAUGGUACACCAUGUCUAGGAUAUUACUGUGUACAAGGUGAGUGUAAGAACCCUAAUCAUCAAUGCCAAGAAUAUUUUGGGACCUUUUCAACUUCUGCUGAAGAUAAUUGUUAUGAAUUGGUAAACAAGCUAGGGGACCGGUUUGGAAACUGUGGCCUUCCUACUUCUGCUAACAAAGAGUAUGUUAAGUGUACAACAGAGAAUAUGCGGUGUGGGAAAAUUAUAUGUUCAGGUAUUAGACAGAUGCCAAUCAUCAAACCCUAUCAUACAGUGAUCCAGAUUCCUUCUCCUGAAAACUACUGCUGGUCCAUGAAUUUCUAUGUCAAUGAAGAUAAAGAUGAUGAAGGAAAUGUGAAAUAUGGCACUACUUGUUCCAAAGGGAAAAUCUGCGCAAAUGCAUCCUGCACUGAUGAUGCUGUGCUCAAGUAUGACUGCGAUGUAGAAGCAAUGUGUGAUCGGAAAGGAGUUUGCAACAAUUUGAAGCACUGCCAUUGUAAGUAUGGCUAUGCACCCCCUGACUGCAAAACCUUAGGACAAGGGGGUAGUGUGGACAGUGGUCCCCCUGGUUUGCCACCUGAUGAACAGCCAACAGAUGCUGGAGGUUCUGCCACUGGCCAUCCUGCCAAACAUGAAAAGAUCAUAGACAACAUGAUCUUAUCAUUCUUAAUACUUUUUCUCAUAAUAUUAGCAGUUGUCAGUAUUGCCUCAUGCAUCCUUUGUAAAGCUUCAAAAGAAGAGCCCACAGAAGAGAAGCCUCCAGAAGAGAAGCCUCCAGAAGAGAAGCCUCCAGAAGAGAAGCCUCCAGAAGAGGAGCCUCCAGAAGAGAGCAGCUUUCAGAGCACUUCCUCUUUACUAAUCUUCCUGGGAUGA